Colias croceus (clouded yellow) is the source of this 2323-nucleotide messenger RNA. It is a transcript of the gene Klp64D, whose product is annotated as kinesin-like protein KIF3A. Gene Ontology annotation, molecular function: microtubule motor activity; ATP binding; microtubule binding. NCBI's taxonomy places the organism in Eukaryota, Metazoa, Arthropoda, Insecta, Lepidoptera, Pieridae. The record is from RefSeq and is a predicted model, not a curated record. The coding region runs from base 157 to 2163 and encodes 668 amino acids. Gene Ontology annotation, biological process: microtubule-based movement. The transcript is spliced from 15 exons.
AGCGAGGGCAGUGCGAACUGCGAACAAAUCGAGGGCCCAAAGAAAAGUAGGUCGACAGUAUUGAUUUUACUCAAUAUUCGACAAACAAAGACGUCACUGCUUCAGUGCGAUUAUAAACACUCUGGUGCGUGAAUCAACUGAGGAACAACGUGCAAAAUGCCUGAUGCGGAGUUGGGCGGGACGGUCGAGAAUGUUCGGGUGGUUGUGCGCCUGCGUCCGAUGGAUUCGAGGGAAAAAAUCGACGGCUCGUACAACUGCGUAUCAGUUGACACGGUGAAUAAUACCAUAGCAGUCACGAGGACGAAUGUAUCCCCGCCGGAGCCGCCGCGCAUUUACGCUUAUGAUGCAGUCUUCGAUAGCAACACUAGUCAGAUGGACAUAUACAUCCAGACUGCCAGUCCCAUCGUCGAGGAGGUACUCAAAGGAUACAACGGGACCAUUUUUGCCUAUGGGCAAACGGGUACAGGCAAAACGUACACGAUGGCGGGCAGCAACUCUGCCCCAGAGUUGAGGGGCAUAAUACCCAACUCGUUUGCCCAUAUAUUCAGCCAUAUUGCGAAGGCAAAAGAAGAUGAGAAAUUCCUCGUAUGCGUGACAUACUUGGAGAUUUACAAUGAAGAAGUAAGAGAUCUGUUGGGAAACAACCCACACCAGAGUCUGGAAGUGAAAGAGAGGCCCGAUAUAGGCGUCUUUGUCAAGGACUUGACUGGUUACGUAGUCCACAAUGCAGAUGAAUUGGAGAAAAUAAUGGCGGUUGGCAACAAAAACAGGCACAUAGGAGCUACAGCUAUGAACAUAGAGAGUUCUAGAUCGCACGCCAUUUUCUCCAUCACGGUCGAGAGUAGCAAGCGUGGUUCGGAUAAUAAGAUGCACGUAAAGAUGGGGAAAUUGCAUCUUGUUGACUUGGCGGGUUCAGAACGUCAGAGCAAAACGCAAGCCACGGGCACUCGACUAAAAGAAGCUACCAAAAUCAACCAAUCUCUAUCCGUUUUGGGCAAUGUUAUUUCCGCGCUCGUUGAUGGCAAAUCAACGCAUAUACCGUACAGGAAUAGUAAGCUGACCAGGCUGUUACAGGACUCGCUGGGUGGCAACUCGAAAACUGUUAUGAUAGCGACAAUCGGGCCAGCGGACACAAACUACGUGGAAACUAUAAGCACUCUCCGGUACGCGAAUCGAGCCAAAAAUAUUGAGAAUAAGACGCAUGUUAACAGCGAACCCGGUGAUGCUUUGCUUACAAGAUUCCAGCAAGAGAUUGAUCAACUUAAGAAACAAUUGGAGGAAUCAGCAAUCGAUGUGGAAGAAGAAGGGGAUGAAGAAGAAUUGUCAGAAGACACGGAUGACACUCUCACUGACCCAGAAAUGGAUGUACUGGCUCCAGAGGAGAAGAAACUACGCCGUAGGUUGAGAAAGGAAGAGAAGGAACAAGCUAAAAGGGAGAUGGCACACCAGGCUCGGAAAGUACUCGAAGAAAAGAAGGCCGAGUUGCAGAGAACCAAAAAACAGCAAGAAGAAUUAAAAGACAAGUUACAACGUCUCGAAUCCAAAGUGCUGGUCGGUGGUGAGAAUCUUCUGGACCGGGCUGACGCUCAGCGAAGACUCUUGGAACAGGCUGCCAGGGAAUUGGAGCAGAGGAAACUGAUUGAAUUGAGAUUGCAAGAAGAUUUGCAGAAGAAAGAGGCGGAACGUCUAGACCUCGAAGAGCGUUACUCUAGUCUGCAAGAAGAGAACGCAGCAAAGACCCGCAAAUUAAAGCGAGCGGUUCAACUUCUAAACUCAGCUAAAGCAGAAUUGGCAGAUCAACAGAGAGAACAGCAGAGGGAGAUGGAGGGGAUACUAGAUGGUAUUAGAGCUCUGAAGAGGGAAUUGCAAUUGGCUGAUUUGGUCCUGGACUCGUAUAUACCUAAGGAGUAUCAGACACUAAUCGACCAGUACGUGCACUGGAACGAGCAGCUCGGCGAGUGGCAAGUGAAGUGCGUCGCUUACACCGGGAACAACAUGGCGCCGCACCAAGCGCACGUGGAUAAGAGACAGAGCCAUAUCGAACCACCAGAUCUAUCAGACCGUUACCUAUCAUACUCGACAGUGGCUCGCGCCAGUACUCGCCUGGCUAGGCCGCUGUCAGCUGUGCCUCGUCCACACACUGCCUUGAGACAACGUCAUUAGAGAAAAAAAUGUGUACUAUAUACACACGUAAGAGGUGAAACUUCUUUAUAACCUUAUUUUUCAAAAAAUAAUUUACUAUAUGCAACUUGACAGAAAUAAAUCACGCGUGGUAAUAUAAGAACAAGAUGGCGCGUAACGGAAAAAUGUCACGCGUAACGAA